Sinocyclocheilus anshuiensis is the source of this 540-nucleotide messenger RNA. RefSeq names its product guanine nucleotide-binding protein G(I)/G(S)/G(O) subunit gamma-T2-like. The transcript is spliced from 3 exons. NCBI's taxonomy places the organism in Eukaryota, Metazoa, Chordata, Actinopteri, Cypriniformes, Cyprinidae. Gene Ontology annotation, molecular function: G-protein beta-subunit binding. The record is from RefSeq and is a predicted model, not a curated record. Gene Ontology annotation, cellular component: heterotrimeric G-protein complex. Gene Ontology annotation, biological process: G protein-coupled receptor signaling pathway. Bases 205 to 414 code for a protein of 69 amino acids.
CCAGGAUCAAUCCCUUCACCUGAGAAAGAGCAAGGAGAAGGAGGGGUCCGGACAACAGAAAUAGAGGAGAAGACCCAGAGAUCAGAGCUCAGUCUGCUCACAGACGAAGAGGACAGGAGCGGACGAAGAACCUGCACGCUGAUGAUCUCCUAGGAGUCAUCAGGACAUUUCUCUGGCUGCUGCGAGUCCCAUUCAACAGGCAGGAUGGCUCGGGACAUGUCAGAUAAAGAAAUCCUGAAGAUGGAGCUGGAACAGCUGAAGCUGGAAGUGAACACUCCCCGAACUGCGGUAUCAACAACAGCCCCAGAGAUCAUUGCGUUUGUUGAGGGGAAGUCUGCCGAAGACCCCCUGAUCAAGGGCGUCCCAGAAGACAAGAACCCAUUCAAGGAGAAGGGGGGCUGCAUUAUUACGUAGCAACGGCCCUGUGCUCUGUUUAAUAACUAUUUUUGUAUAAAACAUCAAUAUUUGUACUAGAAACUCUGAUUUUUUUUUUCGUUUUAAAGGGGUCAUAUGAUGUUGCUAAAAAGAACAUUAUUUUGU